CUCCCCCAAUUUUUCCAGGAAACAACGGCCUUGUCUUUGGAGCAGCAGCUGAUGGCCCAAGGAAUUCUGGGGAACGUAGUCCUAGUUUGCAGAGAACCAGUGUCUUGGCUCUGUACUGCGACAUUUCCGGCGGAAGUUGCUCGGCGAGGGAAAACGACAAGCGACGAGACCUUUUUCCGCAAACGACGCUGACGGGCGCACCCGGUGACGUAUGGGGGCGUGGAUCCGUGUACCCACGCCAUUGGCCAGAGGCUUUUUGGGCAUGCGUAUAUUGCGCUUCACGGUCGUCUUCGCCCUCGCAGGGCUUUCUGGGAGUUGUAGUUCCGACUCCUGCGAGCGCUCUACCGUCGGGAGGGAGCUUGGAGGUCCGAGGCCGUCUCCCGCCUUUGGCGCUUCGCUCGGAGGAUGGAGCCCGGGCCUGGGCCCGACGCGGCACCGCUGGCUGGCCUGGUCUGGUCGUCCGCCUCGGCGUCUCCGCCGCGGGGAUUCAGCGCGAUCUCUUGCACCGUCGAGGGGGCGCCCGCCAGCUUCGGCAAGAGCUUCGCGCAGAAAUCUGGCUACUUCCUGUGCCUUAGUCCUCUGGGUAGCCUGGAGAACCCUCAGGAGAACGUGGUGGCGGAUAUCCAGAUUGUGAUGGACAAGAGCCCUCUCCCGCUGGGCUUCUCCCCGGUCUGCGACCCCCUGGAUUCCAGUAAGGCCUGCAUCCGGAGCGAGAGAUGUCCAGAGGCCUCUGUGUCCAAGAAGAAACGCAUGUGUGUGAAGCUGGUGCCCCUGGGGGCUGUGGACACAGCUGUGUUUGACAUCCGGCUGAGCGGGAAGACCAAGACAGUGCCUGGAUACCUGCGAGUAGGGGACAUAGGUGGUUUUGCCAUCUGGUGCAAGAAGGCCAAGGCCCCGAGGCCAGUGCCCAAGCCCCGAGGUCUCAGCCGGGACAUGCGGGGCCUUUCCCUGGAUCCCCCAAGCCAGCCCAGCAAGGGCAGCUUCCCUGAGCGGACGCUGUCAAGGCUGGGCUCUCGGGUGUCCACCCUGAGGAGGAAUGACUCCAUCUACGAGGCUUCGAGCCUCUAUGGCAUUUCAGCCAUGGAUGGGGUUCCCUUUACCCUGCACCCCCGAUUCGAGGGCAAGAGCUGCGGCCCCCUGGCCUUCUCUGCCUUUGGAGACCUGACCAUCAAGUCUCUGGCAGACAUAGAGGAGGAGUACAACUACGGCUUUGUGGUAGAGAAAACCGCUGCUGCCCGCCUGCCCCCGAGUGUCUCGUAACCCUGUUUGGCAUCUGCCUCGGCCUGGCGGUCAUCCCAGCGCACCCAGUCCUGGGAACCUCCACAUCACAGGCGUUUCGGACCUUCAGCUGCUGCCUGGCGGAGCCGCAGCCAUGGAGGAGGGGGCAGGCUGGGGCUGCUUGGUGAUGGUUUCUUAGGGUCUCUGCCCCUGGCCCUGCGGGGCAGGGGUCAGGGCUGGAUGGAAACUGGUGCCUUCAAGUCAUUCAUGUCAAAACUCUCUGGUGCCUGGAGGUGGCAAUGUCGUUCUCCUGGUAAUAAACACUACCCUGUCCUCGUCUGGA
This is a messenger RNA of Lemur catta (Ring-tailed lemur), 1561 nucleotides long. RefSeq names its product multivesicular body subunit 12A (gene MVB12A). NCBI's taxonomy places the organism in Eukaryota, Metazoa, Chordata, Mammalia, Primates, Lemuridae. Gene Ontology annotation, biological process: virus maturation; endosome to lysosome transport via multivesicular body sorting pathway; receptor catabolic process. The transcript has 9 exons. Gene Ontology annotation, cellular component: cytosol; ESCRT I complex. The record is from RefSeq and is a predicted model, not a curated record. Bases 406 to 1260 code for a protein of 284 amino acids.